CUUCCACAGUAAACUGCGCUAAAACAACCAAGUCGCCAGCCAUAUCGCAGACGAUAAAGACGAAGUUUGAGGAGGGCGUGCUCAGCUGGCUGACAUUCAGGUGCCUCCGCGGUCCCACUUUCUCGCGCUUGCGUGAAUCCCAAGCAUGGUCCUGGUAAAUACGGUGCGUUUCAUUCCGCUUUCGUCAAAUUACAGCGUUGCUCUUUCGGCGCAGUGUGCAAGCUGCUUGAUCGAUUUCCCUUUCUUUGUUUGCGUUUCACGUUCGCGAAAGGCUAUGUUCCUCCGCCUGCGGCACCACCAGGCGGUCUUGCUGCUCCGACGCGGACCCGUUCAUGCAUUCGCGGCUUUCUUCAUUGGCGCGGCGGUCAUCGCGUUGUUCCUCAGCUGCGCUGGUGUCGGCGCCGGCUGCUCGGAGCGCAACCGCGUGGCCUUCAUCAAGACGCACAAGUGUGCAGGUACGUCGGUGCAGAACAUCAUCAUGCGCUACGGUUACUCGCGUAACCUGACCUUUGCCAUCGGGCCCCGCGACGUCUACCUGGGACACCCGACCAGGUUCCGCCACGACAUGGUUCCCGACCUAGCUCGCUACGGUCGUCAGUACCACAUCCUGGCGCACCACAACCGCUUCUCGACGCGCCAGGAGUACGCCCGCCUCCUCGGCAAUGACGUCUUCAUCAUUACCAUACUUCGGGAGCCCAUGGCCAUGUUCGAGUCGCUCGCGGCCACCCUCAAGCUCAGGGGCAUACACAUCGACGACUUCGAGGACGCGCGUGGCAAAGGACAUUUCGUGUCCUACCUGUCGGGGAAGCGCACCGAUUACGGUCGCAUCGGCACGAACCAGAUGUCCUUCGACCUGGGCCUCCCCACCGGGGUCAUGAACGAAUCCCGUGCCGUCGUCAACUUCAUCCGGCGCCUCAACUCUGAGCUCGACCUGGUGCUGAUUGCCGAGCUCAUGGACGAGUCGCUGGUGCUCCUCAAGCACGCGAUGUGCUGGACCACCAAGGACGUGGUGAGCUUCCAGCAGAACGCACGGAGUUCGCAGUUCCUACCGAGUCGCAUCCCAGACAAGGCCCGUCGCGCCAUUCUGACGGCCAACUACGUGGACGUGGCGCUGUACGGCUUCUUCAAGAGCAGGCUGCUCGAGGAGAUCGCAGCGUUUGGCACCGAGCGAAUGAAGGAGGAGGUGUUCGCGCUGCGCAAGACGCGCAUGGCCAUGUACGGCGACUGCGUGGACUCGGAAGAUUCGGCGGACAAGGUGUUUCCGCCGCAGUUCGUGUACCGCGCCGACGUGGUGGGAUACCGGCUCAAGAACGUCUCGCGCAUCGUGCCGGCCGCCACGUGCCGCCAGCUGGCAGCCAACGAGCUCCUCUUCACCAACAUGGUGCGCCGCCGCCAGCUCAUGGACAUCUCGGCCUUCUACUUCGCCCGUUGGGGCGCCGCCCAGGGGGCAGCACCGGUGACGUCUGCUGCGACCUCUUCUGUCGCGCUCCUUUUGUUAUCACUCCAGCUAGCCUGGAGAGCGGUCGGCGGCUAGCAGACGUGACGCCUUGCGCGUCCCUCCUCUUUCUCCUAAGCAAGAAAGAAAAGUGUAUAUAAAACGUUUGAUGAUGAGAACGUUUGGUUUUAUUCUGGCUGUGUUCAGCUUAAGUCGACAAUUUACAGUCUAUUAAAGGAGCACUCUUUGUUGGCUUAGUUGGCGCAUAAUCCAAUGGCUGUCCGCUGUUUUCUUUUUUCCUUUUGAUUUAAAGAGACGUCGGAGAGAUGCAUUAUGCUUUAUUGUAAAGCAUGGUUACGCAACAGCAAAACAGCAACGCUAUACCGUCCGAGACUUGUUAAACCAUACCUGUUUACGAAUUCUCUUUCUCCUGCGGCUGUGUUUAUGCCGGUCAGACCGGACACUGUAUUAAUAUCCGUCUAAAAGAACAUUUUAAGAAUAAGUCAUCUGACGAGCAUUCUCACGUAGCAAAACAUUGCAGGGGUUGUGAAAAAGAGACAAAGGUGUGCCUUCCGCUUUUAGAAAAAAAAAUUAUUCCGUCAUAGGGAUUGUCGUACACGCGAGCUGUUCGAGGCGUAUGUUGCCGAAGAAGAAAGAAGAAAGCGCGUGUAUGUGUUAGCGAUCCCUCCAUUGUGCUUGCCGUUUGUGAGGUGCAAUUUCUGGACACAAGAUUGUGACGGCAGCGAUUUUGGAUGGCCUAUCAGCAUGAUGACGUCAUUUUGAUUACUGUAUGUAUAUGUCAUCUUUCACCCAAUAAAAUUCAGUUGUGAGGCUGCGCGCGUCCUGUCCUGUUCUACUUCUGUUGUCCGUGUGUUUUAGCGCAGCAACCCCAGUAUUACAAGAUGAACUUCC
This is a messenger RNA of Dermacentor andersoni, 2347 nucleotides long. RefSeq names its product galactosylceramide sulfotransferase-like. The record is from RefSeq and is a predicted model, not a curated record. Lineage: Eukaryota; Metazoa; Arthropoda; Arachnida; Ixodida; Ixodidae. Gene Ontology annotation, cellular component: membrane. Gene Ontology annotation, biological process: glycolipid biosynthetic process. Gene Ontology annotation, molecular function: galactosylceramide sulfotransferase activity.